AUGGAUUCUGAUAAGAAAUCCAUUUACUAUACAGUAGCGAAUAUAGCAGCGCACGAAGGAUCUACAGGUCACUAUGAAGUUAAAAAUGAUGCUGUAGCUGCACUUUGUGAAUUAGUGCUCUAUUUUUCGGAGUCUCUUGCAAAGGACUUGGAGGCAUUUGCCGCUCAUGCCAAGCGAGCAACUGUCUCUCCCUCUGAUGUGCGUUUAGCUGCCCGUCGACAGCCAAAAGUAGUUUCACAAAUUGACGAGCUGAUUUCUUCGAUAGACGAAGAAAAGAAGAAAAAGAAGAAAAAGAACGAUCCUUCCUCUUACAGAGUUUUGUUAUCAAACAUUUCAUCACAAAAUCUCUACAAUUGCCUCCACUUCAACAGGAACUCCCAGAGCCUGGCGUUAAGAAACAGAAUCUUUCAAGAAAUGGAUAUGUGCUUGCCAUUCUCACCGAAAAUCUCGACUAAAACAUCUGAAGCGCCGUUCACAACCGCAGGUACUUUCUCAAACGUAGGACAUGCAUUCACAAAUCCAGUUAUCUAUGGGGAGAAAAAAACGAGGGUACCUACUUUGCAAACACGAACUUUGGUCGGGUCCGAGAUCUCAGCUAUUAUCGACCCGAAUCACAAUGAUUACACAAAAUGUUCGCUGCCAACACCAUUCCCGCCCUUCUUGAAGCAUCGUAUCCAGUUUUCUCGUCGAUAUCAGCUCCAACCUUCACAGUUCAUUCCUAAUUUCUUCACAUACCUUUCCUUUGUAAAAUGA
This is a messenger RNA of Blastocystis hominis, 753 nucleotides long. RefSeq lists its product as hypothetical. Gene Ontology annotation, molecular function: protein heterodimerization activity; chromatin binding. The record is from RefSeq and is a predicted model, not a curated record. The coding region runs from base 1 to 753 and encodes 250 amino acids. Gene Ontology annotation, biological process: resolution of meiotic recombination intermediates; replication fork processing. Gene Ontology annotation, cellular component: FANCM-MHF complex; Fanconi anaemia nuclear complex. The transcript has 6 exons. Lineage: Eukaryota; Bigyra; Opalinata; Blastocystidae.